UCCGAAGGACCUCGGGCUCCCUGGUCGAAGCGGGGUUGCGUGGAGUCGCAUCGCCGAGAGCAGGGCAAGUACAAGCAGAGGAAAUGUGAACGCCCCUUCAGCGCUGUGAAGCCGACUGUUGGCCAGGAGGCCUCUAAAAGGUGAAUAUCUUCAGAAUUUAAUUUCCUACGGACACAGAGGUACUGUCCUCUGAUUGGCUCGGACACCCCCCUGUGACAUGCCCGUGGCCAAUCAGAGGGUCAGUAAAUGAUAACAGAAUAUUCAUUUUUGGUGAACUAUCCUGUUAACAGGCCUUUCCCAUCAUCUUGAUUGAUACUGAGCUCUCUCUGAGAGAGAAAAAUUUCUAUCAAAUACUUGAGAGAAAAUGGUGCCUAAUGGCGGGGGAUGUGGAGGUGUACCUUUCCCAAGUGCAUGACGGCAGCGUGUCGUCGGGCUUCCGAGCCUUGUAUGAGGAGCGACUGCUGCUCGAUGUCACUCUGCUCAUCGAGGAGCACCACUUCCAGGCGCACAAGGCUCUGUUAGCAACGCAAAGUGAUUAUUUCCGGGUCAUGUUUACAGCCGAUAUGCGGGAACGUGACCAGGAUAAGAUUCACAUGAAGGGGUUGACGGCAGCCGGGUUUGGUCAUGUCCUUCGCUUCAUGUAUUAUGGUUCAUUGGAGUUAAGCAUGCUCACGGUGCAAGAGAUCCUGCAGGCUGCCAUGUACGUACAACUCACAGAGGCUGUAGAGUUCUGCUGCUCCUUCCUGCUGGCCAAGAUCUGCUUGGAGAACUGUGCUGAGGUCAUGCGCUUGCUGGAAGACUUCAGCGUCGGUGUGGAAGGCGUGCAGGAGCAGCUCGAUGCGUUUCUGCUGGAGAACUUUGUGCCCCUGAUGGGGCGACCGGACUUCCUUUCUUAUUUGAGUUUGGAGAAGUUGAUGGCAUAUCUGGAUAGCGACCAGCUGAGUCGAUUUCCGGAAAUUGAGCUGUAUGAGGCGGUGCAGGCUUGGCUGAGACAUGACCGGCGCCGAUGGAGACAUACGGAUGCGGUGGUGCAGAACCUGCGCUUUUGCCUCAUGACUCCUGCCAAUAUCUUUGAGAAGGUAAAGACAUCAGAGUUCUACCGUUAUUCCCGCCAACUGAGACUAGAAGUUGACCAGGCGCUCAGCUACUUCCAUCAGGUGAACGAACAGCCGCUGGCGGAAACCAAGUCCAACCGCAUCAGAUCCGUGAGACCCCAGACUGCUGUGUUCCGUGGAAUGAUCGGCCACAGCAUGGUCAAUAGUAAAAUCCUCCUCCUGCACCGGCCCAAAGUGUGGUGGGAACUAGAAGGCCCCCAGGUACCGCUUCGCCCCGACUGCCUGGCCAUCGUCAACAACUUCGCUUUCCUGUUGGGUGGUGAAGAGUUAGGUCCUGACGGAGAGUUCCACGCUUCUUCUAAGGUCUACCGCUACGAUCCCAGACAGAACUCUUGGCUCCGUAUGGCCGACAUGUCCGUUCCUAGAUCAGAGUUUGCCGUCGGCGUCAUCGGGAAGUACAUUUACGCAGUUGCAGGCCGCACUCGCGACGAGACGUUUUAUUCAACGGAGCGUUAUGACAUUGUUGAGGACAAGUGGGAGUUUGUAGACCCCUACCCUGUAAACAAGUACGGCCACGAAGGCACCGUGCUCAACGGGAAGCUGUACAUCACAGGCGGCAUCACCUCCUCUUCCACCUCAAAACAAGUGUGCGUAUUUGACCCGGGACGCGAAGGAACGUCCGAACAUCGUACGCGGCGCACGCCGAUCCUCACCAACUGCUGGGAGAACAAGUCAAAAAUGAACUACGCUCGUUGCUUCCAUAAGAUGAUCUCCCACAAUGGGAAGCUGUACGUCUUCGGCGGGGUGUGUGUGAUACUGCGUGCCUCUUUCGAAUCCCAGGGCUGCCCUUCGACAGAAGUAUAUGACCCAGAGACUGACGAGUGGACUAUUUUGGCCUCUAUGCCUAUAGGACGCAGUGGGCAUGGAGUGGCAGUGCUGGACAAACAGAUCAUGGUGCUCGGGGGACUUUGCUACAACGGUCAUUACAGCGACUCUAUCCUCACAUUUGACCCUGACGAGAACAAAUGGAAAGAGGACGAGUAUCCCAGGAUGCCUUGCAAACUGGACGGACUGCAAGUGUGUAGUUUGCACUUCCCAGAAUACGUUCUGGAACACGUGAGACGCUGCAGCUGAGUCUUUGUACCUUCUGGACAGUUUAGGAGACAAACGUUUACAGGUGUGACAAGUAAUACUAAUACUGUUGAAGCUUUUAAACUGUAGGCCAGUGCUUAUUUAAGAAGAAAAAAAAUCCUUUUUAGGCUUUCAUUGUAGAAAGGAAGGUUUGUUAUUUGUUCCAAGCAUUGGCGUUCUCAUAAAAAAACAGACCUUUUUGCUCUGACUCAUUGCACUGUAAUCAUCCUGUAGAGCACAUAAUACUCUUCAUGUUUCACCACAUUGUCUUCUCUGUGACGUUCUUCUGUAUCCCUUCGUUCUGUUCACAGGAAGUCAUGUUUUUUGAAUGCGUAUUCCACAAGUAGUCUGCUGCAUCUAGGAGUGGUUAGAAAAAUGAAAAGGAGACUAAAUGAAAUAGAGGAACUCAUGAAGAAAUUUAAAAACUUCCCUGUCCCUUUUUUUUCUUUCACAUUUACUAAUGUAAGAAUGCAUUUGUGCUGAUACUAGUGAUGUUGAAGUGGAUCUUGACGAUAAUGACUGUAAUGAUUGUAAUCUUGACGAUGAUGUUGACAAGCGUUGCACUCGUAUAAGGGCAUAUAUUACUGCUCUACAAUAACACCAGUCCUCCACUGCUGACUGCAAAGGGAGAAAAGGGGACAGCAGAGAUUAGGGGACGCAUCGUUCCCGCUUCUCCAACCUUUAUUAGUUGUGCUUAUGCUUAUUUUUAACUUAUUUAUUAAAAUGGCAAAGCCUUGCCUUGAUCCAAUCCGUGUAAUGUAAGGAACUACUUUAUGUGUGUGUGUGUGUGUGUGUGUGUGUGUGUGUGUGUGUGUGUCUCACAUUUUGUUUCACCAGCAAAGGGCUAAAGCACAUAUGCAUCUUGUGUUUAAUGUCUAAUGAAACACUAACAGCAGUUCUAUGAGUUUAGGCGUCCAUUAGGUAUUAAAAUCAGUUGCAGUAAAAGGGAUUGUUCAUCAACUACUCACACUCAUGUCAUUCCAAAUCUGAAUGACUGAAAUAUUUUGUGUCUGUUUGAAAUUCAGUGGGACGCCAUUGGUUUUCAUUGUAUGGACAAAAACAUCUUUUGUGUUCCACAGAAGAGAAAAAAAAAAAGGUUUGGAUUGACAUAAAUUUGAGUAAAUGAUGACAGAAUCAUCAUUUUUUUUGGUGAAAUAUCCCUUUAAGCCAGAUCUUGAAGGUGUUUGGCAAUAUGUCAUUUACUGAUGCUGUGUUUCCUCAGAGUUCCUGGUUGGUUUGUACUUCCUCAAACACUAACUUUGACCUUUUUGUCUCUGCCGUGUGACAUUUGUCAUCCAAAAUUCAUGCUAUUUUCAUGUACAUAUAGAUGCCAAACUGUGGUCUGUAAGGGUCAAACUGUAAUAAUCAGACACAGCGGUAGAUUAUAACCUUGUCUUGUUAUUUUUUUCAGUAGAAUAACAGACAAUUAUUCCACUAUAAUAAUAAUAAUAAUCCAUAGCCCUGUAUCUUGUUCUUGAGAGGAGUAUAAUCAGAUUGCUAACUUGUUUACCAAAAUCUGGUGGUUCACUGGUAUUUGAAGACUUUGUAAUUAAUUUCCAGAAAUAAAUGUUCAAACUGU
Molecule: messenger RNA, 3765 nt
Organism: Megalobrama amblycephala (Wuchang bream)
Lineage: Eukaryota; Metazoa; Chordata; Actinopteri; Cypriniformes; Xenocyprididae
Gene: klhl15
Product: kelch-like family member 15
Exons: 6
Coding region: 375-2189 (604 amino acids)
Biological process (GO): protein ubiquitination; nuclear protein quality control by the ubiquitin-proteasome system
Cellular component (GO): Cul3-RING ubiquitin ligase complex; nucleus
Molecular function (GO): protein binding
Source: RefSeq, a predicted model, not a curated record